AAUCCAUUAGCUCUUCACUACAUCUUACACUUUUGCUUAUUUGUUUUUCUAGGUGAUUGGUCUAAAGGAUUUCGGGGUUUGGCAGCGUUACCUGCUUUCAAGAAAGAGUUCCAAGAUAGUAUUGGGACGGCUAUACAAUAUGCAAAAACGUUGAACUGUGACAAAGUGCACGUAAUGGCUGGAAUACCCACGAAAUCCGAUGAAAAUGUGUCCAAACUCUUCCAAGAUAAUGUAGCCUUUGCUGCAACGAAGCUGGGCGAGGCGAAGCUCAUGUGUCUCAUCGAACCUAUAAACCAAUAUUCUAUACCCGGCUAUUUUCUUUCCAGUUAUGAACAAGCUAAAGCAGUGAUUGAUGCAGUGAAGUUGCCGAAUUUGAAGAUUCAGUAUGAUGUGUUUCACGCCCAACAAAUAUGUGGACAAAUCUCCGCGACUGUCCAAAAAUAUAAAGACGUCAUAGGCUACAUACAAGUAGCCCAAGUGCCUUCUCGUGAUGAACCUAGCACCCCUGGUGAAAUCGACUACAAGUACAUAUUCGACCUCUUGAAAUCAGCAAACCCAGAUUGGACUAUAGGACUUGAACAUAACUUUCAUGAAGCGCAUGGUGCUCCACGGGAUUGGGUUCAAAGUUUAGGUUUAAGUAUGUAAGA
Messenger RNA from Strongylus vulgaris, 647 nucleotides. The record is from the annotation of a GenBank genome assembly. Lineage: Eukaryota; Metazoa; Nematoda; Chromadorea; Rhabditida; Strongylidae.